Messenger RNA from Xenia sp. Carnegie-2017, 922 nucleotides. RefSeq names its product zinc finger protein 239-like. Gene Ontology annotation, cellular component: nucleus. The record is from RefSeq and is a predicted model, not a curated record. Lineage: Eukaryota; Metazoa; Cnidaria; Anthozoa; Malacalcyonacea; Xeniidae.
AUGUCCACGUUGUGGUCGAAAGUACAGUAGUGAAGACUAUCUAAACGUUCACAUGAAAAAUGAAUGCGGAAAAAAUCCACGAUUAAAACGACAUGUGAGGGUUCAAACAGGAGAGAAACCUUGUCAAUGCAAACAUUGUGGUAAAACAUUUAGACACCUUUCUAAAUUGAAUGAACAUGUUAGGAUACAUACUGGAGACAAACCUUACCAAUGUGAAAAUUGUGGUAAAAGAUUUACAGUGCUUGGUAACCUAAAACGUCAUGGUAUGAUACAUACAGGAGAGAAACCUUAUAAAUGUAAACAUUGUGGUAAAAUGUUUUUACAGAAUUAUGAUUUAAAUGAACACCUUAGGAUACAUACAGGAGAGAAACCUUAUCAAUGUCAACAUUGUGGUAAAACCUUUACACAGCUUUGUAGCUUAAAACGUCAUGGUAUACAUACAGGAGAGAAACCUUAUAAAUGUGAACAUUGUGGUAAAACAUUUUCACAGAACUGUGAUUUGAAUAAACACCUUAGGAUACAUACAGGAGAGAAACCUUAUCAAUGUGAACAUUGUGGUAAAACAUUUUCACAGAAUUGUGAUUUGAAUAAACACCUUAGGAUACAUACAGGAGAGAAACCUUAUCAAUGUCAACACUGUGGUAAAACAUUUACACAGCUUUGUAACUUAAAAAGUCACGUAAUGAUACAUACUGGAGAGAAACCUUAUCAAUGUGAACAUUGUGGUAAAAGAUUAAGGUCUAAUAAUUUUAAAAGACACAUGAGGAUACAACAAGAAAAACCUUAUCAAUGUGAACAUUUUGGUAAAACGUUUAAUAAGAAGAGUAACUUGAAACAACACGUUCCACAUGAUAUCAAUUUCCAUUGACAAUUGGGUUGUGUUGUGAAAGAUUGCUGCAGUGUAAAUAACCGCUUUGAAUUU